Molecule: messenger RNA, 2823 nt
Organism: Mugil cephalus (flathead mullet)
Lineage: Eukaryota; Metazoa; Chordata; Actinopteri; Mugiliformes; Mugilidae
Product: gap junction gamma-1 protein-like
Exons: 3
Coding region: 500-1864 (454 amino acids)
Biological process (GO): cell communication
Cellular component (GO): connexin complex
Source: RefSeq, a predicted model, not a curated record
CUGUGACACUUAGGGGGAGGUCACUAUUAGUCUAUAUUUAAAACUAUGUGCUAUCAGACACAGGCUAUUUUUUUUAUUUCUUACAACAAUAUAAAGAAGGAAAUCUGCCUUGAGUCAUUAGACUAGCUCCCUCCUUCCUCCUUCCUCUCUGUAUCUGUCUAACCCCACCUUCUCCACUCAGUUUCUCUCCUCCUCUGCAACAACCAAGCUGCUCUCUCCUCCUCUAGUCCUUUAAAACAUUAAAACCAUAAGACACAACCUAUCUGGACGAGAUUUUUAUUUAUUUAUUUUUUUUUUUAAUUGUGCUGCAGGAUUUUUAAAUUUCCUGUUCAAUUUCCACAAUGUUGAUUCAACAAUGUAAGAAAAAAGGCAACAAAAAGGCGUAUGGCGUUUGAAAUCUGAAUGUGUCCGAGACAACAAGAAGAGAAGGUGUUAGAGACAAAGAAGCGCGUAGCAGGAGGUGCAAGUUGUCUCUCGCCGUGGUCCCUCUGCCACUACCAUGAGUUGGAGUUUCCUGACUCGGCUGCUGGAAGAAAUCCACAAUCACUCCACGUUCGUGGGCAAGAUCUGGCUGACGGUGCUCAUUGUCUUCCGCAUCGUGCUGACGGCCGUGGGCGGCGAGUCCAUCUACUACGAUGAGCAGAGCAAGUUCGUGUGCAACACGGGCCAGCCGGGCUGCGAGAACGUCUGCUACGACGCCUUCGCGCCGCUCUCGCACGUCCGCUUCUGGGUCUUCCAGAUCAUCCUGGUGGCCACGCCUUCGCUCAUGUACCUGGGCUACGCCGCCAACAAGAUCGCCCGGGCGGAGGAGGAGCGUGCAGACAGCGGGUUUUCGCGAAGGAAGCGCAAGAAGCACUAUCACGCGGGGAGGAAGCAGCACAGGGCCGUCGAGGAGGCGGAGGACGACAACGAGGAAGACCCGAUGAUCUACGAGAUGGCGGAGAUGGAGAGCGACGGUGGCGGAGCGGCGAAAGGAGGCGGCGGCGACGGACAGGCGAAAGUCAAGGCUCGCCACGACGGGCGCAGGCGCAUCAAGGAGGACGGGCUGAUGCGUAUCUACGUCCUCCAGCUCCUGUCCCGCUCCGUGCUGGAGGUGGCGUUCUUAUUCGGGCAGUACGCUCUGUACGGCUUCGCCGUCCCCGCCACCUACAUCUGCUCGGACCCUCCCUGCCCUCACAGCGUGGAUUGUUUCGUGUCACGGCCGACGGAGAAAACCAUCUUCCUCCUCAUCAUGUACACCGUCUCCCUGCUCUGCCUGGCACUCAACAUAUGGGAGAUGCUCCACCUGGGCAUCGGCACCAUCUGCGAAAUCAUACGCUCCCGCCGGGUGCAGCUCCCCGACGAUGAGCUGUACGGUUUGACGAGAGGACGAGGAGCUCUGAGCGAUGCGGUGCUGAGCGCGGAGGAGUACAGCAACUACGCCUUCUCCUGGAACGCCCCAUCAGCCCCGCCGGGGUACAACAUCGCGAUCAAGCCCGCUCUGGUGUCUGCGGGGAACCACAACCAACCGCUGCCCGUCACGGACCUCACCAACACCAAGAUGGCGUGUCAGCAGAACCACGUGAACAUCGUCCAAGAGGAGCGGCAGCAGUACGACGACGAGCAGCGGAGCAGAGCCGGGAUGGGGAACGCCCCCAGGGGGGUUCUUAAGGACGCGGGUCAGCCUCAGAACAAGCCGGAGGCCGACGGUCAGGCCUACAGCCAGCUGCAGGGCCACGGUAACAACCACAGCAAAGCGCAACGCGAACGCAAACACCGGCCCGCCUCCAGACACGCCUCCAGCAAGGCGGACGGGGACAGGGGCAGCAGCGGCACGAGCAGCAGCGGCAAAUACGGAGUGAUAAAGGGUUCGGAGUGGAUAUGAACCAGGACGGGUUCACCAAAAUGCAAUGAGAAUAAGUGAAAAUGUGUUUGUGCUAAACGAAAUUCAGAAGCUUUUCACACACGUUUACAAACCUGGAUAUAUCUUGUGAUAAAAACGAGCAUGUCGGGAGGGUUACGGAUAUUGGUUCUGUGUCAAAAUACUGUAUGAAGGCGGUUCAGAAGUAACACAGAAUAUUCAAUAAAUCAAUAAGUAUGAGCUUUGAAACGUCACCGUUUCAGUAUUAGUGUCGAGUGAAUCCUGUAGACGACGGCUUGCGAGAAACUGACCUGGACGUCAAACUGAGUAACGAUUUAAGUGAAGGUUUAAUGCUUUGGUUCACGGUGGAGAUGGAUCAAAAGAACUUUAUUAUAAUGGCUACAAUCGUGGUGAGGAUGCAGCAAUCUUAAGUGCCUUACCUACACAAAGAGCUGCUUUAUACUGAUCCCUUUAUGUUUUGUUUUGUUUUCAUGUUGUGUAAGUUUACCAUCCUGGGGUUAAAACGUUCAUUAAUAUCGUCUUUUUGUUUUUACCAAACUACUUUUCAUGUGUCCUUCAGCUAAGAAGAAAAAUAAGGUGUAGUUUCCCAGUGUUCCUGUCAUUUCUUUAGAGAAAAUAAGUCUGUGGCAGACUGUGAAAUAUAGCAGCAAAUGGAAAUGACAUUUGACCAGUGAUAUCAGGGUCUUACUGUGUAUUUUUUUUUUAGUCGUAGCUGUGUUCAGGUUUUAUGCCGUGGAUUUGUUUUUUCUGUUUUGUGGACACCAAAGUUAAAAAAAAACAAAAAAGAAAAAAGAAAAGCACCUUCCUGUUAUGUUUCCUGUUAUUAAAAAUGAGUUGUCAUUAACACAGUGAAAUUUAAAUUACAUUAGGGACAAUUGUUUGCACUACCGUUUUUUUGUGAAAAGGUAUUUUUAUGAAUAAGAAGCGCAUGUUUUGAAUAAAGAAUUUUUAUUUGUCUUAUA